Molecule: messenger RNA, 575 nt
Organism: Vigna umbellata (rice bean)
Lineage: Eukaryota; Viridiplantae; Streptophyta; Magnoliopsida; Fabales; Fabaceae
Source: RefSeq, a predicted model, not a curated record
UCACUCUCUUUCUCUGUUUGUAACUCUUUUCUCUUUGUAGCUCUUUCUCUUUGUCAUAACUCUUUCUCUCUCUGUUCAUAACCACCGUUUCCGAUGGAGGGAGGAGUACCAGAGGCUGAUGUCUCUGCCUUCAGAGAAUGUCUCUCCCUCUCAUGGAAGAAUCCCUAUAUUCUUCGGCUCGCUUUCUCUGCAGGAAUUGGUGGUCUUCUUUUCGGCUACGACACCGGGGUCAUAUCCGGUGCUCUUCUGUAUAUUAGGGAUGAUUUCAAAGAUGUCGAGAGGAAGACUUGGCUUCAGGUAAUUGAAUGCAUGAUACUUACCACACCAAAGAGCCAAAAUCAUGAAAUAAAAAUGAAAUCUGUAAAAUUAAACUAAACCUACAUGAAUUCCUCUGUUUUUAUUUUAUAGAAUUUAAUGUCCUCAUCCAUUUUUUCUGUUACAGUAAGCAAAGUUGCACGCAGAAACACGAGCAUAUGGUUUUGUGCAUUCAUAAUAUCUCUAUCCUGACACGUUUUCGAGGAUUUUGUAAUACAUUCAGUUAUUGUGGGUUUGAUUUGGAGAGAAGAAAAAUGAGG